Gloeophyllum trabeum ATCC 11539 is the source of this 1054-nucleotide messenger RNA. RefSeq lists its product as uncharacterized. Bases 114 to 839 code for a protein of 241 amino acids. The record is from RefSeq and is a predicted model, not a curated record. The transcript is spliced from 4 exons. NCBI's taxonomy places the organism in Eukaryota, Fungi, Basidiomycota, Agaricomycetes, Gloeophyllales, Gloeophyllaceae.
CCGGCUCACAGUCCUUCUCACUCCGGAUUCUUGAGGAACUCACGCCGGAACGAACUCGAACUCGACUCUCCCGGGUGUACACCUGCCAGAUUGUAUCCAUCGACCGCGCUCACAUGGGAGCCGAUUCCCCAGUGUUAUGCCUGAAGCUUUUCGACGACAGAUUUCUGCACAUGGAUGAUCCUCGCGAUGACGGAUAUAGUGAUGAGGAGCCUCCCGGAGAAAGUGAACUCGAGCAGUGGUGGAACCGGUAUGAGAACGAAGAGAACGGGGUACGCUGUGAGGACAUGACGUAUGAGCGGCUACGAUUCAUGCAAGGAUCCCUCCUGCCUUGGUAUUAUGGUGCGCACAGGUUAACACUCCCUGGGGGGCACACCAUAUACGGCAUCCUUAUGGAGUACGUGGGCGGUGUACCACUGGGCGAAGGUCAUGCCGCUCAUCUACCUCCACAACAACAGGUGGAACUGAUAAACAGCCUGCGUCUCGGUGUUCGAGGCAUGGAACAUGCCGAUGUUUCUCAGCAUGACUGGCACAGGAAGCAAAUCCUCGUCAGCGCCCGCUCGACGUCUGAUAGCAUGCUGGGACCUAGCGUCCACUGUGUCCUUGUUGACUUUUCUUCUUGCUCCACGUCCCUUCAUGCCUCUGAUUUCCACAGGGACGAUGACUUUGGGACGUGUCUCAGUUACCUCGUAAGUCCAGACGCUCACCUGGACGCAGAGAUCGUGUUGGAACACUGGGGAGAAAGGCAAAUUUGGGACACCAUAUCUGCUACUGUCAACGUGCAUGGGGAAUUGCGGGGCGUAAGGAAACCUGAAGAUCCCUACAGUCCUAGUAUUGGUUGAUCUAUUUCUUUCUCUCUACCUUGUUUUCCUCCAAUCCUGUGCUUUCAGCUAUUGCGAGCACCCCUGCCUCACUCCUCUGAUACUCAUAUUACUCGGGGCGCCCAGGAUUGAGUUUCCCUACUCAUUUAUAGUCACCUAUACUGUGUCACGUACUGGGGAGUUUUCAAAGCACAGUCCCUCCAGUGUCUGCAGAUAUGUGUGAGCAAGAGUGCGGU